AUGGAAGCCACAGUUUCUGAAAUUCAAGUCGAAAGCAAGGAUGAGAAGAGACCAACAGAAGUCAGUCCUCAAGACGAGCGGCAGGAGGAAAAAGCAUCAGUGCUUUGCUUCAAGAGAAGAAAGAAAGCAGCCAAAGAGAUGAAGCCCAAAGCUAGCUCUAAAGCUGCUGGUGCAGCAAGAACGGGUCCCCCAGAGGCGGGAGCUUCUGAUCAGCCCCAGGCCCCAGUGGGGGCCUGGGCGUCAAUCAAACGUCUUGUAACACACAGGAAAAGGUCAGAAGCUUCAAAGCAGCAAAAGCCCUUUGAGGCUAAAGUGCAACCUGAAAUCAGUGCCGAGGAUGCUGAUCUUUCUAGGAAAAAGGCAAAAUCCAGACUCAAGAUUCCCUGCAUAAAAUUCUCAAAAGGAGAGAAAAGAAGUAAUCAUUCCAAAAUUAUAGAAGACUCCGACUGCAGCCUCAGAGUCCAGGGAGAGGCUGAACGUUUGGAUACGGAAGCUCCGACCCAAUCCGACGAGCAGGCAACCACGCCCAAGUUGCCCCAGGAUGUGAGUAAAGCUGUCUCACAGAAAGGGGGCGAUGAGGUCUGUGAGCCAAACGGGAGCCACAGCACAACGGCACCUGGGGAAAAAGUGAUUGCAGUAGAACUUGGGUUAGACACGGGGCAUUCUGCCAUUCACACAGGAACUCUAGUCAUUGAACGAGAUACUGAAACAACUGAGGAAAAACAAAGCGUUCAACCCCAGGAAGCAAGCCCACUUGAAACUUCAGAAACACAACAGCAACCCCCUUUGGUUUCUGAUGUUCCUCCCUCACCUGCAGUCCCAGAUCAGCAAAUUGUGGAAGAAGCCAAAAGCAAUAUCCUAGAAAGUGGACCAAAUUGGAAACAGCACGAAAGUGGAGAGAUUGUUGCUGAAGAGAGUGAGCCAAAAGAUACUGAACUGAGCCAGGAAUCAGAGCUUAGAGGAAAUGAGGUCACUGCAGAGAAACCAAAACCAGAAGAAAGCAAAAGAAUGGAGCCAAUUGCUAUUAUUAUUACAGACACUGAAAUCAGUGAAUUUGAUGUUAAGAAAUCUAAAAAUGUCCCUAAGCAAUUCUUAAUUUCAAUUGAAAACGAGCAAAUAGGGGUUUUUGCUAAUGAUAGUGGUUUUGAGGGUAGAACUUCAGAACAAUACGAAACACUCUUAAAAGAAACGGCUUCUUCUCUUGUCAAGAAUGCUAUUCAGUUGUCUAUAGAACAGCUGAUUAAUGAAAUGGCCUCUGAUGAUAAUAAAAUAAACAAUCUUCUGCAGUGA
Puma concolor (puma) is the source of this 1290-nucleotide messenger RNA. Lineage: Eukaryota; Metazoa; Chordata; Mammalia; Carnivora; Felidae. The record is from RefSeq and is a predicted model, not a curated record.